UCAAAUAGCAGCUGUGUUAAACAAUGUCCCAUGGCGAGGAUGUGCUAGAUAAUUGGGAAGAGCUUGACGAGGCGGCGCUCUCUAUGACUUUGCAAACCAAGCUGCAAACAAGCGAGGAAAAGCCCGUAAUGAAAAUGAAACUACUUCAGCGCCCGCAGAGCCUCCAGGACAGCAGCAGUGGCAGCCCGAGCAGUGCCCCCAGGCAAAUCACUAUUGCCAAGAAGCCCACGCCGCUCGAGGCGGCCCAGUCAGAUGGCGAACCAGUCUUGAUGGUGCUUCAUAAGUCGACAAACGACUAUGAUCCGGCUACCUAUGCCACGCCCACCAUCAAUCAGACCGUAAAAAUCCUGCGGCGUCCCGCCCAGGCCGAGGAGCGACGUGAUACGAAUGGCAUGAAACCCAAGCAGCCCAUCAAGACGCUAAAGCAGCGCGAGCAGGAGUAUGCAGAGGCCAGAUUGCGUAUUCUGGGAGCGGCCAAGAAUCCAGAGGAUGAUAAGCCACCAACACCACCAAUCCCAGUUUCACCACAACAGGAGCUUAUUCUCCGAUGA
Messenger RNA from Drosophila persimilis, 551 nucleotides. RefSeq names its product SUZ domain-containing protein 1. The record is from RefSeq and is a predicted model, not a curated record. NCBI's taxonomy places the organism in Eukaryota, Metazoa, Arthropoda, Insecta, Diptera, Drosophilidae. The transcript has a single exon. The coding region runs from base 24 to 551 and encodes 175 amino acids.